CGCGGCGGCCGGGUGGGUGUCGGCGGGGCAGUCCGGCGGGCAGCGGCGGUUCCGGUGCGGCACAGCGGGCGGACGAGCGAGCGGGACGAGCUGAGCGGGACCGAGCGGGAUGCGGAGCCGCCGCCGCCGCUUCCCCCGCCUCCUGAGAGUCUGAGACCCGCCGGGCCGCGCCCCCCCCCCAGGCCCGCAGUCCGAGCGUUCCGAGCGCGGGCCGGGCCCAGCGCCGGCCGCGGCUGCGUCCCCGUCCAGUCUUCGGCGGCCCGCCCCCUGCCUGCGCCCCCCCCCCCAUGCGCGGCGCCCAUGCGGACUGAGCCCCGCCCCCCGGCCCCGAGCCCGCCGAGCGCCGCUGCCGGAGCCCGCGCCGCCCACCCGCACCAUGCUCAAGUGCAUCCCGCUGUGGCGCUGCAACCGGCACGUGGAGUCGGUGGACAAGCGGCACUGCUCGCUGCAGGCCGUACCCGAGGAGAUCUACCGCUACAGCCGCAGCCUGGAGGAGCUGCUGCUCGACGCCAAUCAGCUGCGCGAGCUGCCCAAGCCCUUUUUCCGGCUGCUGAACUUGCGCAAGCUGGGCCUGAGCGACAACGAGAUCCAGCGGUUACCUCCCGAGGUGGCCAACUUCAUGCAGCUGGUGGAGCUGGACGUGUCCCGGAACGAUAUCCCUGAGAUCCCAGAGAGCAUCAAAUUCUGCAAAGCUCUGGAGAUCGCGGACUUCAGCGGGAACCCCCUUUCCAGGCUCCCCGAUGGCUUCACUCAGCUGCGCAGCCUGGCUCACCUGGCCCUGAAUGAUGUGUCCUUGCAGGCACUGCCCGGGGACGUGGGCAACCUCGCCAACCUGGUGACCCUGGAGCUCCGGGAGAACCUGCUCAAGUCCCUGCCAGCGUCCCUGUCUUUUCUGGUCAAGCUGGAACAGCUGGAUCUGGGAGGCAACGACCUGGAAGUGCUGCCGGACACCCUGGGGGCUCUGCCUAAUCUUCGGGAGCUGUGGCUUGACCGGAACCAGCUGUCAGCACUGCCCCCGGAGCUCGGGAACCUGCGGCGGCUGGUGUGCCUGGACGUGUCGGAAAACCGGCUGGAGGAGCUGCCUGCUGAGCUCGGCGGGCUGGUGCUGCUCACUGACCUGCUGCUGUCCCAGAACCUGCUGCGGCGGCUGCCCGACGGCAUCGGUCAGCUGAAGCAGCUGUCCAUCCUAAAGGUAGACCAGAACCGGCUGUGUGAGGUGACCGAGGCCAUCGGGGACUGUGAGAACCUCUCAGAGCUGAUCCUCACGGAGAACCUGCUGAUGGCCCUGCCACGCUCCCUGGGAAAGCUGACGAAGCUGACCAACCUCAACGUGGACCGGAACCACCUGGAGACGCUGCCACCAGAGAUCGGGGGCUGCGCGGCACUCAGCGUCCUCUCCUUGAGGGACAACCGCCUGGCCGUCCUGCCGCCGGAGCUGGCCCACACGGCCGAGCUGCACGUGCUGGACGUGGCAGGGAACCGGCUGCAGAGUCUGCCGUUCGCGCUCACCCACCUCAACCUCAAGGCCCUGUGGCUGGCAGAGAACCAGGCGCAGCCCAUGCUGCGGUUCCAGACAGAGGAUGACGCCCGGACUGGCGAGAAGGUGCUCACCUGCUACUUGCUGCCCCAGCAGCCCCCAUCCAGCCUCGAGGAUGCUGGGCAGCAGGGGAGCCUCUCGGAGAGCUGGAGUGAUGCCCCCCCGAGCCGCGUCAGCGUCAUCCAGUUCCUGGAGGCCCCCACAGGUGAUGAGGAUGCUGAGGAAGCUGCAGCCGAGAAGCGGGGCCUGCAGCGCCGGGCCACACCUCACCCCAGCGAGCUCAAGGUGAUGAAGAGGAGCAUCGAGGGGCGGCGGAGCGAGGCCUGUCCUUGCCAGCCAGACCCUGGGUCGCCCUUGCCUGCGGAGGAGGAGAAGCGGCUGAGUGCCGAGUCUGGCCUGAGUGAAGACUCUCGCCCGUCUGCCAGCACGGUCUCUGAGGCUGAGCCCGGGGGCCCAUCGGCUGAGGCACAGGGUGGAAGCCAGCAGGAAGCCACGGCUGCUGGUGGGGAGGAAGACGCCGAAGAGGACUAUGAGGAGCCUGCAGUGCAUUUUGCGGAGGACGCACUGCUGCCCGGUGAUGACCGGGAGAGCGAGGAGGGGCAGCCGGAGGCCCCCUGGACCCUGCCGGGCGGGAGGCAGCGGCUCAUCCGCAAGGACACGCCUCACUACAAAAAGCACUUCAAGAUCUCCAAGCUGCCCCAGCCGGAGGCCGUUGUGGCCCUGCUGCAGGGCAUGCAGCCCGAUGGGGAGGGCCCUGUGGCUCCCGGGGGCUGGCACAAUGGCCCCCACGCACCCUGGGCUCCUCGGGCCCAGAAGGAGGAGGAGGAGGAGGAGGAAGAGGAGGAAAACAGGGCUGAAGAGGAGGAGGCCAGCACUGAGGAGGAGGACAAGGAGGGGCCCGUGGCUUCUGUGCCCUCUGUCAAGGGGGUGUCGUUUGACCAGGCCAAUAACCUGCUGAUAGAGCCUGCUCGCAUUGAGGAGGAAGAGCUGACCCUCACCAUCCUGCGGCAGACUGGGGGUCUGGGCAUCAGCAUUGCGGGCGGCAAGGGCUCCACACCCUAUAAGGGGGACGACGAGGGCAUAUUCAUCUCUCGGGUGUCCGAGGAAGGCCCUGCGGCCCGGGCUGGAGUCCGCGUGGGUGACAAGCUCCUGGAGGUGAAUGGCGUGGCUCUGCAGGGUGCCGAGCACCAUGAGGCCGUGGAGGCGCUCAGGGGGGCCGGCACUGCCGUGCAGAUGCGCGUGUGGCGGGAGCGCAUGGUGGAGCCUGAGAACGCGGUCACCAUCACGCCUCUGCGACCUGAGGACGACUACAGCCCCCGGGAGCGGCGGGGAGGGGGGCUGCGCCUGCCCCUGCUCCCAGCUGAGAGCCCUGGGCCCCUCCGGCAGCGCCCCGUGGCCGGCCUGGCACGCAGCGAGAGGGGGCUGGGCUUCAGCAUUGCUGGCGGGAAAGGCUCCACGCCAUACCGGGCUGGUGAUGCGGGCAUCUUCAUCUCCCGCAUUGCCGAGGGCGGUGCUGCUCACCGUGCGGGCACACUGCAGGUUGGCGACCGCGUCCUCUCUAUUAACGGAGUGGACGUGACUGAGGCCAGGCAUGACCACGCCGUCUCCCUGCUGACUGCUGCCUCCCCCACCAUCGCCCUGCUGUUGGAGCGGGAGGCUGGGGGCCCUCUUCCUCCCAGUCCUCCGCCACAUUCCUCCUCACUCCCCACCGCUGCUGUUGCCAUCGCCAGCACCAGCACCACCACCACCAGCAUAACCACUGCCACCGCCGGGGAGCCUGGGUUGCCGAGCCUGGCCCCCAGCCUGCUGGCCGCCACCUUGGAAGGGCCAUACCCAGUGGAGGAGAUCCGUCUGCCAAGAGCUGGGGGCCCUCUGGGGCUUAGCAUUGUCGGAGGCUCUGACCAUUCCAGUCACCCGUUUGGUGUCCAGGAGCCUGGUGUAUUCAUCUCCAAGGUGCUCCCGCGGGGCCUGGCCGCUCGCAGCGGCCUCAGGGUUGGGGACCGCAUCCUGGCAGUGAACGGGCAAGACAUGCGGGACGCCACGCACCAAGAAGCAGUGAGCGCCCUGCUCCGGCCCUGCCUGGAGCUGUCGCUGCUGGUGCGGAGGGACCCGGCGCCCCCGGGCCUACGGGAGCUGUGCAUCCAGAAGGCGCCCGGGGAGAGGCUGGGCAUCAGCAUCCGCGGGGGUGCCAGGGGCCACGCCGGCAACCCCCGCGACCCUACGGACGAGGGCAUCUUCAUCUCCAAGGUGAGCCCUACAGGGGCGGCCGGGCGCGACGGUCGGCUGCGUGUGGGUUUGCGGCUGCUGGAGGUGAACCAGCAGAGCCUGCUGGGCCUGACGCACGGCGAGGCAGUGCAGCUGCUGCGUGGUGUAGGUGACACGCUCACCGUGCUGGUCUGCGACGGCUUCGACGCCAGCUCCUCGGCAGCCCUGGAGGGGUCUGCAGCAGGCCUCAGCAGCGUCCAAGGGCUCUUCACCGGUGCCCGGGUGUGCAGGCUGGCUUCCCACCCGAGUGGGCGGCAGGGCCGCAAGAAGGUGUCCCCAGGUGUCAUUGCCAACCCCUUUGCGGCAGGCGUCAGCCACCGGAACAGCCUGGAGAGCAUCUCUUCCAUCGAUCGGGAGCUAAGCCCCGAGGGCCCAGGCAAGGAGAAGGAGCCGCCUGGACAGACCCUGCGCUGGGGGCCCGAGGCCACAGAAGCCACGGGUCGGGGUCUGCAGCCCCUGAAGCUGGACUACCGUGCCCUGGCUGCCGUGCCCAGCGCUGGUGGCGUGCAGAGGGUACCGUCUGGAGCAGCUGGAGCGAAGAUGGCCGAAGCCCCCUGCUCCCCUAGUGGCCAGCAGCCGCCUUCCCCGCCUUCCCCGGACGAGCUGCCCGCCAAUGUGAAGCAGGCCUACAGGGCCUUCGCGGCCGUGCCCACUUCUCACCCUCCUGAGGACGCCCUCGCCCAGCCCCCCACGCCUGGACCUGCAGCCUCCCCGGAGCAACUGUCCUUCCGGGAGCGGCAGAAGUACUUUGAGCUGGAGGUGCGCGUGCCCCAGGCUGAGGGCCCUCCUAAGCGUGUGUCCCUGGUGGGUGCUGACGACCUGCGGAAGAUGCAGGAGGAGGAAGCCAGGAAACUACAGCAGAAGAGAGCGCAGAUGCUGCGGGACGUGGCAGAGGCUGGGGCCGAAGCGAGGCUCGCCCUGGACGGGGAGGCGCUGGGCGAGGAGGAGCAGGAGGAUGAGGAGCCACCCUGGGCCGGCCCGAGCCCCUCCUCAAGGCAGAGCCCAGCGUCCCCCCCACCCCUGGGAGGCGGCGCCCCGGUGAGGACGGCCAAAGCUGAGCGGCGCCACCAGGAACGGCUGCGCGUGCAGAGUCCGGAGCCACCAGCGCCCGAGCGUGCCCUGUCCCCUGCCGAACGCCGGGCCCUGGAGGCUGAGAAGCGUGCGCUGUGGAGGGCAGCCAGGAUGAAGUCGCUGGAACAGGACGCUCUCCGAGCACAGAUGGUCCUCAGCAGGUCCCAGGAGGGCCGGGGCACGCGGGGGCCCCUGGAGCGACUGGCCGAGGCCCCUUCCCCUGCGCCCACCCCAUCGCCCACCCCUUUGGAAGACCUCGGCCCCCAGACCAGCACCUCCCCGGGACGCCUGCCCUUGUCUGGAAAGAAGUUUGACUACAGGGCCUUUGCCGCCCUGCCUUCUUCCAGACCUGUCUAUGGCAUCCAGUCACCGGACUUUGCUGAGGAGUUGAGGUCCCUGGAACCAUCUCCCAGCCCUGGCCCGCAGGAGGAGGAUGGAGAAGUGGCUCUGGUGCUUCUGGGCAGGCCCGCACCUGGCGCUGUGGGCCCUGAAGAUGUGGCGCUCUGCAGCAGCCGUCGCCCCGUAAGGCCUGGGCGCCGUGGCCUGGGCCCUGUGCCCUCCUAGAGGAGCAGGCGCCUCCCCCAGACUUGGGGUGGGGGCCUUGCCAGCUCCAGCACCACCCGUGCCCCAAGUCUUUUAACCUGGGUGUUAGCAUUUUAAAGAGACCCUGCAGGAAUUCUGGCCUCUGACUAACUGCCCCACCCCAGCCGAGACCUCGGCGAGACUGUAACUAGUGAUGUUUGUACAACCAAAGACUCUAUUUUGUGGUUUAAGGAGAAUAAAGUUGACUACAUUUUA
Molecule: messenger RNA, 5671 nt
Organism: Piliocolobus tephrosceles (Ugandan red Colobus)
Lineage: Eukaryota; Metazoa; Chordata; Mammalia; Primates; Cercopithecidae
Gene: SCRIB
Product: scribble planar cell polarity protein
Exons: 38
Coding region: 377-5437 (1686 amino acids)
Biological process (GO): receptor clustering; neurotransmitter receptor transport, endosome to postsynaptic membrane; cell-cell adhesion
Cellular component (GO): postsynaptic density; adherens junction; postsynaptic membrane
Molecular function (GO): protein kinase binding
Source: RefSeq, a predicted model, not a curated record